AUGCGCAAUAUGUCGGACGUUUAUGAGGGUUGGGGUGAAACGCCAAGCUCCCCGCGGUCGCCCAGCCGACCGCCUAGUGUCCGUCGUCGCCGAAGCAUGCAACACUUGCAAGAUAUCGAGACUCGAAUUGAUCAGUUAAUCUCGGAGAAUCGUCUCUUGAUUGCCGCCCGCGAUGAGGCCGAAGACAAAUUACGAAAUGCCAGUGUCGCUCGCCGGAAGAGCGACCGCGCCCUCAACACGCGCGAUGGGGAUCUUCGUGACCGAGAUGCGGAGGUGGAACAAUUGAAGAGCUCGGUGGAAUGGUUACAAAAGGAAACCACCCGCCUCACCAGUGAGAACGAGUCGGUCACAGCAUCCAAUGCUGCCCUCGCCGUCGCCCACUCGGCCGAAGUCAACGCCAUCCGCGAGACCUCUACUCGUGAAUUGGCCGAGUUGCGGUCAAAACACACUAAACUCUCGUCCUCAAUGGAUGAAAGAGUUCGUCAAGAGAUCGAAUCCGCGCUGGCGCAGAAGGAUAUUGAGCUCCGACGUCUGCGCACCGAACUCGAGGAGGCCCGUGACAAGGUCAAGGAGCUACAACAACAAAUAUCAGCGUCGGUACAUGACAACGCCCUCGUCUUCCGUGACGAGGAAUACUUCGAUGCUGCCUGCCAGAAGCUCUGUGGUCACGUCCAAUCGUGGGUGGUGCGAUUCUCCAAACACAACGACAAACGCCGUUGUCGCCCACUUGCCGAGCUCAAAGACGAAAAGAUCGCAGAUCGUUUCGAUAAUGCCUUGCUGGACGGCUCUGAUCCCGAUGCCUACCUGUCGGAUCGAGUUCGCCGCCGCGAUGUUUUCAUGUCUGUGGUCAUGACCAUGGUCUGGGAAUACAUUUUCACCCGCUACCUAUUCGGUAUGGAUCGUGAGCAACGUCAAAAGCUCAAAUCCCUCGAGAAGCAACUGGGUGAGGUCGGCCCCAGCCGAGCUGUGCAUCGCUGGCGAGCCACCACCCUCACCCUUCUCUCUCGCCGCCCUGCCUUCGCCGCCCAGCGCGAGAAUGACACGGAGGCCGUCACCCUGGAAAUCUUCCAGACUCUCUCCAAAGUCCUCCCUCCCCCCUCCCAUGUCGAGUCCCAACUCCUCGACAAUCUCCGCAAAAUCAUGCGUGUAGCGGUCAACCUCUCCCUGGAGAUGCGCACCCAACUCGCUGAAUUCAUUAUGCUCCCUCCCCUCCAACCGGAAUACGAUACCAAUGGCGAUCUCACCCGCCAGGUCUACUUCAAUGCCGCGCUCAUGAACGAGCGCAGCGGGCUGACCAGUAACAACGAAGACCUCGAGUCCCAGCAAUCCAUCGUCCGCAUUGUGCUCUUCCCCCUCGUCGUGAAGAAGGGCAACGAUGUCGGCGAGGGCGAUGACGAAGUCGUCGUCUGCCCCGCCCAAGUCCUCAUCGCCCGUCCGCUCAAGGAUAAGAAAUUCUCAGGCAUGAGCGACCGCAUGUCUGUCGAUGGGUCGAGAUCCGUUCAAAGUUUCGCUCACAGCGUUGCCCCCUCGUCAAUGAUGGACAUGAGUAAUGUGAUUUGA
Molecule: messenger RNA, 1560 nt
Organism: Penicillium salamii
Lineage: Eukaryota; Fungi; Ascomycota; Eurotiomycetes; Eurotiales; Aspergillaceae
Source: the annotation of a GenBank genome assembly